This is a messenger RNA of Perca flavescens (yellow perch), 944 nucleotides long. RefSeq names its product transmembrane protein 178a (gene tmem178a). Gene Ontology annotation, biological process: regulation of cytosolic calcium ion concentration; negative regulation of osteoclast differentiation. The record is from RefSeq and is a predicted model, not a curated record. Gene Ontology annotation, cellular component: endoplasmic reticulum membrane. The coding region runs from base 18 to 944 and encodes 308 amino acids. Lineage: Eukaryota; Metazoa; Chordata; Actinopteri; Perciformes; Percidae. The transcript has 4 exons.
UCCCGGCGGUCCCGGCCAUGGAGAGAGCGCGGCCGGCCACCGUCACCGUGUCCGCGGUGAGCCUCGCGCUCAGCGUGAUGGCGCUGCUGCUGCUCGUCACCGCCAUCUCCUCCGACCACUGGUACGAGACGGACACGCGCAGACACAAGGACAACUGCGACCGCCACGGGUCCGAUUCCAACGACCAGAAGAACCGAGAGAUGCCCAUCUACCACCUGCCGCUUGUGGACACCGGCAGCGGCGGCGCGCGGCCGCGGGACGUGGCGCACAUGAAGCCCGUGCACGUGGGCAGCCGCGAAGAGGAGCUGCUGGAGAACUGGCGGGCCAUCCUGGGGAUGGGCAUCCUGGAGACGGAGUGCGGCAGGCCGCUGUUCUCCGCGCACUCCGGCCUCUGGAGGAAGUGCUACUUCCGGGGUCUGGACCCGGACAUCGACAAGCUCAUCGACCGCGGUAUCGCUGAUCGCUGCACAGCUGUGAAGUAUCACUUCUCUCAGCCAAUCAGACUGAGGAACAUCCCUCUGAACCUGACGCGGACUAUCCAGCAGGACGAGUGGCAUCUGCUGCACCUGCGGCGUAUCACAGCAGGGUUCCUGGGCAUGGCGGCGGCCGUGCUGCUCUGCGGCAGCAUCGUGGCGUCCGUCGGCUUCUUCUGGGAGGAGAGUCUGACGCAGCACGUCUCCGGGCUGCUCGCCCUAAUGGCAGGGAUCUUCUGCACCAUCUCUCUGUGUACGUACGCGGCCAGCGUGACCUACGACCUCUCCAGGAACCCGCCCUUCAUCUACGGGCUGCCGGCCGAUGUGAACCACGGGUACGGCUGGUCCAUCUGCUGCGCCUGGGCCAGUCUGGGCCUCACCGUGGCAGCCGGCUGCCUCGGUACCACCUUCCCCUUCCUGAGCCGGGCCGGAGCUCUGCGCUCCAAAACCGCCCGCGAGUCCUCGGUCUGA